Chondrus crispus (carragheen) is the source of this 1038-nucleotide messenger RNA. RefSeq names its product [acyl-carrier-protein] S-malonyltransferase. The record is from RefSeq and is a predicted model, not a curated record. Gene Ontology annotation, molecular function: transferase activity. Bases 1 to 1038 code for a protein of 345 amino acids. The transcript has a single exon. Lineage: Eukaryota; Rhodophyta; Florideophyceae; Gigartinales; Gigartinaceae.
AUGGCUCGCCUCCCGACCUUCGCCCCCCCGCCACUCCUCCCUACGGCGCGGCCCCGCUCGACCUUCUCGCCGCGCACGCCAAUCUGCUCUCUCGGGGGCAUAGUCCUAGCCCCGGGGCAGGGCGCGCAAUCGCCUGGCAUGUCGCGCACGUGGAUCGAAGCAUCUCCCGCAGCGAGCGCCAUCUUCACCAAGGCGGACGCCGUGCUCUCCGACUCGCUGGGCCGCCCGCUCUCCGAGCUCAUCCUCUCCGCGGACGCCGCGACGCUCGCGCGCACCGACAUCGCGCAGCCGGCCAUCUUCACGGCGUCUAUGGCGUGCUGGGCCGCGCUCGUCGAGACGGACGCCUUCGACAAGGCCAAGCUCACGGCCACCGCGGGCCUCUCGCUCGGCGAGUACACCGCCCUCGCCAUCGGCGGUGCCCUCUCGUUCGAGGACGGGCUCAAGCUCGUCGCGCUGCGUGGCCGCGCUAUGCAGGACGCCGCUGACGCCUCCGACGGCGGUAUGCUCGCCUUGAUCGGCGCCAACGAGGACAAGGCCCGCGCCGUCGUCGACGCCUGCGCGAACGGGGAUGUCCUCGUCGCCGCCAACUUUAACGCGCCCGGCCAAGUCGUGCUUUCCGGCGCCACGGCUGCCAUCGAUCGCGCUGCAGAGUUUGCCGCCGCGGAGAUGAAGCUGCGUGUUGCUAAGCUCGAUGUCGCCGGCGCGUUUCAUUCCCCGCUCAUGGCACCGGCAGCAGAGAGAUUGCGCGAGGCACUCGAUCAGACGAAGAUUGGAUUGCCGGAUGUCCCGGUCAUGUCAAAUGUCACGGGUCAGCCGCAUGCGGUUGGGAGUAUUAGAAAAAUGUUAGAGAAGCAGCUCACUAGUUCCGUGCGCUGGGCGGAUUGCAUCAACUAUUUGAAGGGUGAGGACAAGUGGAGUGGAGAGGGAAACAGCUGGGUGGAACUCGCCCCGGGGAAGACACUUUCGGGAAUUAUGAGGAAGAUUGAUAGGAAGACAAAGGUUGUCAACUUUGACCAAGCGCCUGUUGAAGCUGUGUGA